This is a messenger RNA of Plasmodium gaboni, 612 nucleotides long. RefSeq names its product putative exported protein. NCBI's taxonomy places the organism in Eukaryota, Apicomplexa, Aconoidasida, Haemosporida, Plasmodiidae. The record is from RefSeq and is a predicted model, not a curated record. The transcript is spliced from 2 exons. The coding region runs from base 1 to 612 and encodes 203 amino acids.
AUGAAUAAAUUUUUUGUGUUUUUUAUUUUUAUUUUAGGCUUAUUUAAUUCUAAUAAGAUAUUUUAUGAAAAAUAUUUUAAUAUCUCUGAAAAUGUUAAUAAAAAUAAUUAUUAUUUAAUCAGACGAUUAUGUGAAAUAUCUUCAAAUAUUGAUGAGAAAACUACCAAAACGUUACAAACACAUAUAAAGAGUCAUAUAAAUAAUGAAAAAGAUAAAGAUUUAGACACAAUAUCUAAUUAUGAUGUAAAGGAUAAAAAAUCUGAUUAUUUUCGUUUAUUAAAACAAGAAAUAAAUGAUGCAAAAUAUGAUUACAUCGAUCAUGUUAAUUUUAUGAAUAAUGGUUCACAUAGAAAUACUAUUAAAACGUUGAGAGGUAAAUUAGAAUUUUAUGAUAAUCUAUUUGUAGACAAAAUAUUAGAUUUUGAGAUUCAGAAUAAGCCUUCACCAUUGUUAGAUUUAUUCUUACUUUCAUUGUUUGAAAUUUUACACAUUUCGUGUCCCCCCGUCACAUUUAUAAUACCUGUAUACCUCAUUAAAAGAUUUUCAUUUCUUCAUCAGUUUGACACGGAUCAAAGUACACAAAAAGUUAUAAAAUAUGAGAAUUUAAAAUAA